AUGCAUCAGCGAUACUUUUGGACUGAGCAGGGCCAAGUUGCGUUCAACGUGCACUUCAUGGCAGAGGGCGAAGGGUACUUUGCCAUGGCCCAGGACGAGUUAGCCGGCAGCUCCUAUAUCCCCCUGGGCGGCGACUUAAGCAGCGGUGGUGGUGGCGGCGACUUCGACGGGCAUUGCUUGGACUACUGUGAAAGCCUCACGGCGCACUGCAACGUGCUGAAUUGGGAGCAAGUGCAACGACUGGACGGCAUCUUGAGCGAGACCAUCCCGAUCCACGGCCGCGGCAAUUUCCCCACGCUCGAGCUGCAGCCCAGCCUGAUCGUGAAGGUGGUGAGGCGACGCCUGGCCGAGAAGCGCAUCGGGGUCCGCGACGUGCGUCUCAACGGCUCCGCCGCCAGCCACGUCCUGCACCAGGACAGCGGCCUGGGCUACAAGGACCUGGACCUCAUCUUCUGCGCCGACCUUCGCGGGGAAGAGGAGUUUCAGACUGUGAAGGACGUCGUGCUGGACUGCCUCUUGGACUUCUUACCCGAAGGGGUCAACAAGGAGAAGAUCACCGCACUCACACUCAAGGAAGCUUAUGUGCAGAAAAUGGUUAAAGUGUGCAAUGACUCUGACCGAUGGAGUCUUAUCUCCCUGUCAAACAACAGUGGCAAAAAUGUGGAACUGAAAUUUGUGGAUUCUCUCCGGAGGCAGUUUGAAUUCAGUGUAGAUUCUUUUCAAAUCAAAUUAGACUCUCUUCUCCUCUUUUAUGACUGUUCAGAGAACCCAAUGACUGAAACAUUUCACCCUACUAUAAUUGGUGAAAGCGUCUACGGGGAUUUCCAUGAAGCUUUUGAUCACCUUUGUAACAAGAUCAUUGCCACCAGAAAUCCCGAGGAAAUAAGAGGGGGAGGCCUGCUUAAGUACUGUAACCUCUUAGUGAGGGGCUUUAGACCUGCCUCGGAUGAGAUCAAAACCCUCCAGAGGUAUAUGUGUUCCAGGUUUUUCAUCGACUUCUCAGACAUUGGAGAGCAGCGGAGAAAACUAGAGUCCUAUUUGCAGAACCAUUUUGUGGGAUUGGAAGAUCGCAAGUAUGAAUAUCUCAUGACCCUUCAUGAAGUGGUGAAUGAAAGUACAGUGUGUCUGAUGGGACAUGAAAGAAGACAGACUUUAAACCUCAUCACAAUGCUGGCUAUCCGAGUGCUAGCUGAGCAAAAUGUCAUACCUAAUGUGGCCAAUGUCACUUGCUAUUACCAGCCAGCCCCCUAUGUGGCAGAUGCCAACUUUAGCAAUUAUUAUAUUGCACAGGUUCAGCCAGUAUUCACGUGCCAGCAACAGACAUACUCUACUUGGCUACCCUGUAAUUAA
This is a messenger RNA of Chrysochloris asiatica (Cape golden mole), 1350 nucleotides long. It is a transcript of the gene FAM46A, whose product is annotated as family with sequence similarity 46, member A. NCBI's taxonomy places the organism in Eukaryota, Metazoa, Chordata, Mammalia, Afrosoricida, Chrysochloridae. The coding region runs from base 1 to 1350 and encodes 449 amino acids. The transcript has 3 exons. The record is from RefSeq and is a predicted model, not a curated record. Gene Ontology annotation, molecular function: poly(A) RNA polymerase activity; RNA binding. Gene Ontology annotation, biological process: mRNA stabilization.